This is a messenger RNA of Gregarina niphandrodes, 366 nucleotides long. RefSeq lists its product as hypothetical. The transcript has a single exon. Bases 1 to 366 code for a protein of 121 amino acids. The record is from RefSeq and is a predicted model, not a curated record. NCBI's taxonomy places the organism in Eukaryota, Apicomplexa, Conoidasida, Eugregarinorida, Gregarinidae.
AUGAUGCGGCUGUUCAACUUCGGCAGCCGCAGCACUACACAGGCCAUCGAACAACUGCGAGACUCCGCCAAGGAUCAAAUUCAGGCGACUGCGCAAAACGCGAAGGCAGCCAUCGACGUCGCCACGAGUUACGUGGGCACUGCCAUUCCGCAGAUGCGCGCGGCUAGAGACACAAUGUCUGACACUGUGGCUGCAAUCCGAGACCGUGGCACGCUUUUUCAUGACGCCAAAACCACAGUCGUCUCCGCUGCAGCCACCGUUCGAGACGUGUUAAUAGCCACCGUCGAUAUUCCACCCAAACGUCUUCUUUUCCAGCAAGAGGCUCUUCAAAGACAAGAAGAGGCUCUUCGAGAGCAACAAAAAUAA